Brassica oleracea var. oleracea is the source of this 959-nucleotide messenger RNA. RefSeq names its product membrane-anchored ubiquitin-fold protein 3. The transcript is spliced from 4 exons. Gene Ontology annotation, molecular function: protein binding. The record is from RefSeq and is a predicted model, not a curated record. Lineage: Eukaryota; Viridiplantae; Streptophyta; Magnoliopsida; Brassicales; Brassicaceae. The coding region runs from base 248 to 604 and encodes 118 amino acids.
AAAGGAAAGUUGGGGAUGAGAAGUUCGUAAAAGGGAAGUUGGAUAUUUGGUGGACUCUUCAUCUUUCGUCUUCCUCUUCCCUCACCUCAUCAAAAGAUCCGAAGCCGAAACUCUCAAGAAACACAGAGAGGAAGAGCCUACUAUUCUAUUCCAACUGUUUCAGAUCUGAACGAUUUGUCAGAAAAGUCUGUUCGAUUGGUAAUCGGAGCUGGGUUUUGCGUUUAACGAAGUUUCAAAGUCAACGGAUAUGCCGGAGGAGGAGUCGGUAGAUAUCAAAUUCAGGCUCUACGAUGGCUCCGACAUCGGACCCUUCCACUACUCGUCUUCAUCGACCGUCGACUUUUUGAAGCAAAGGGUCGUCUCUGAUUGGCCCAAAGGCAAAACAGUUGUUCCGAAGGGGAUAAACGAAGUGAAGUUGAUUAGUUCGGGUAAGAUAUUGGAGAAUAGCAAGACUGUUGGUCAGUGUAAGACACCUUUUGGAGAGGUUGCGGGUGGAGUCACUGUGAUGCAUGUUGUUGUACAGCCUUCUCUUGCCAAAACUAAAACAGAGAAAAAGGUCGACAAAGCACCCAAGGCGGUUAUAUGCACAUGCACCAUUUUGUGAAAGGAGCAAGACAUGUAUCAUACAUACCAAUCUCAAUUCUUCAAGUACAGAAGAAAACAAAAAGUUAAGUAAAGUAAAAGUAAAGCUUCCCCUUUAAGCUGUGGAGUAUCAUCAUCAUAACCUCGAAAUCAAAGCUUUGAAUGUGUAGAAAAUGAUUUAGAUUCUUUUGAAUUACCCAUCAUCUGUUGUUGUCCCUUGUUUGUUUUUGUCCACACUAUCUGGUAUACUUCAUUCGUGUCUGUACUGUAAUAAACAGAAGUUGUAUAGGUUACUUUAGCUCUAAAAUGAUUAUGUGUGAUGAAGAUGAUUAUGUAUCUAUGAAAGAAAAGAAGAAGUGUCUUUAUUCCUUGUCAUC